GCCGGGCCCGCUACGACUCGGAGGAGCCCCGCUAACGCGGAGGGGGACGCCAAAGGCACCGCGCCAUCCCGCCUCGGGCCUGCCGCCCCGGAAGUUGAUGAUGUUGACUGAAAUGCUGAAAGGCCAAACAAGAUUGUUAAGGAAACUGCCCCCUGGUGGUCUGCCGAGGCAUUUCUGGGGAUGGUUAAAUGCAGUGUUCAAUCAGGUCGACCAUGAGCGGAUCCAGGCUGUUGGUCCAGACAGAGCAGCUUCAGAGUGGCUCCUUCGAUGUGGCGCGUUGGUACGCUACCAUGGCCAGGAUAGAUGGCAACAAGAUUACAAUGCACUCCCUAUGGGGCCGUUUGAGAAAUACAAGAUCCAAGCAAUCAAUGCCACAGAAUCUUGCAUCAUGAACAAAGGAUUUGAUUAUCUGGAUGGUCUGAAGCAUCUUGAGGAAAUAAAAUUGUGCAAGUGCAUAUACAUUGAGGAUGAGUGCUUACAGCGGAUUAGCGGGACUCCAAGCCUGCAGAACAGCCUGCUGCGUUUGUUUCUCAUUUCUUGUGGGAAUGUCACAGACAAAGGCAUCAUUGCAUUGCAUAAGCUCAGCAACCUGGAAUAUUUGCUCCUGAGCGACCUGCCUGGGAUACGAGAGAAGGAAAGAACUGUUCAGUUCCUUAAGAAAUCCAUGCCAGCACUAGAGCUGGAAUUAGACUUGGAAUAAAGUCCUUGCCAUUCUUAAA
Molecule: messenger RNA, 719 nt
Organism: Candoia aspera
Lineage: Eukaryota; Metazoa; Chordata; Lepidosauria; Squamata; Candoiidae
Gene: DMAC2L
Product: distal membrane arm assembly component 2 like
Exons: 5
Coding region: 98-700 (200 amino acids)
Source: RefSeq, a predicted model, not a curated record